AUGUCCAAAGUCUGGUUCAUCACUGGCGCCGCUCGGGGACUUGGUCGUGAUCUGACCGAACAACUCCUUGCCUCAGGUGACAUCGUUGUCGCAACUGCCAGACAGCCAAACCGCCUCAAUGAUCUUGUCAGCAAAUACGGCCCCGAAAAGAUCCUCGCCGUCAGCCUCGACGUCUCAGAUGUCGCUCAAGUAGAGGCUGUCGUCAAGAAAGUUGAAGAUACAUUCGGCCGGAUCGACUAUAUCAUCAACAACGCUGGAUACGCUUCCAUGGCAUCAAUCGAGGACAUAGACUACAAGAGCUUCCGCGAUCAGAUUGACGCCAACCUAUUCGGAGUAGUCAACGUCACCAAGGCUAUCCUCCCAAUUAUGCGACGCCAAAAUUCGGGCCACAUCAUCCAAGUCUCCUCAGUCGGUGGCAGAGUGGGAUCACCUGGCCUCGCUGCCUACCAGAGCGCCAAAUGGGCAGUAGGAGGCUUCUCAACAGUGCUUGCCCAAGAAGUGGCUCCCUUUGGAAUCAAGGUCACAGUCGCCGAGCCCGGCGGUAUCAAGACCGACUGGGCCACCAGCGCCGCCGAGGGUGUCACCAUUAGCGAGCCCUACCAGCAGACGGUUGGUGAGAUGAUGAAGAUGAGAGAGCUUUACUCUUCCAACUGGUCUGAGCCUUCCGACAUUGCCAGAGCCAUCAUCCAUCUUGGCCGGGUCGACGAUCCACCUCUGCGUAUAGUCUUAGGUCCUAGUGCUGUUCCUCACGCUCAAGCAGCGGCCAAGGCCUUGGCUGAAUCAGAUGAGAAGUGGUUGAAGCUUUCCAAUCUGGAGUUUUAA
This is a messenger RNA of Fusarium keratoplasticum, 822 nucleotides long. RefSeq lists its product as uncharacterized. The record is from RefSeq and is a predicted model, not a curated record. The transcript has a single exon. Bases 1 to 822 code for a protein of 273 amino acids. NCBI's taxonomy places the organism in Eukaryota, Fungi, Ascomycota, Sordariomycetes, Hypocreales, Nectriaceae.